Octodon degus (degu) is the source of this 756-nucleotide messenger RNA. RefSeq names its product cytotoxic and regulatory T cell molecule (gene Crtam). Gene Ontology annotation, molecular function: signaling receptor binding. Bases 1 to 579 code for a protein of 192 amino acids. The transcript is spliced from 5 exons. The record is from RefSeq and is a predicted model, not a curated record. Gene Ontology annotation, biological process: cell recognition; detection of tumor cell; positive regulation of natural killer cell mediated cytotoxicity directed against tumor cell target. Gene Ontology annotation, cellular component: plasma membrane. NCBI's taxonomy places the organism in Eukaryota, Metazoa, Chordata, Mammalia, Rodentia, Octodontidae.
AUGUGGGUAAAACUGCUCUCGGUAGUUGCAGAAUUUUGUUUUUCCUCUUUCCUAGUUACUGACCAGACGACAGCUUCAGAUACUCCGGAGAAAAGCUCUCUCUCCUCUCCAGACCCUCAGCAGCCCACGAGCAUUGUUUCAAUGACGGAAAAUUCCAGUACACCAGAAGUUAACAAGCAAGCAGAAGAACAAACCACUCAGGACUCUGACUUGACCAGUGAAGCAAGCCCUCAGUACAUGGGAUUAGCAAGGAGGAAAAGCGGCAUCCUGUUGCUCACACUUGUGUCCUUCCUAAUCCUCAUUCUCUUCGUCAUAGUCCAGCUCUUCAUAAUGAAGCUGCGGAAAGCGCACGUGGUCUGGAAGAAGGAAAAUGAAAUUUCAGAAAACACCCUAGAAAGUUACAGAUCAAGGUCAAAUAAUGAAGAAACAUCUUCCCAAGAGAAAAAUGGUCAAACUUCCCACUCUAAGCGUUGUAUGAAGUACAUUGCAAGGUUGUACCCAGGAUCAAAAACAAAGGAGAAUGUACAAUGUUCACAAUUAAAAGAGAAGUGCACUCCCAUCCCAGAGAAUAUUGUGUAACUUUCGCUAUGACAGAAGAUAGGAUUUCAGAGCAAAAUCGUUGUAAGCAGAACAGCCUGUGGAAAAGAGAUAAUUACUGUGACAUGAAAAAUGUCGUCUGAGUGCAGUGCAUGAUGGUGUCCUCUGAGCCAGGGCAAAAAGAUGAGGACCAAACCAUGGACAGAAAGUUCCUAGUUA